Saccostrea cuccullata (small rock oyster) is the source of this 2668-nucleotide messenger RNA. Its product is annotated as APOBEC1 complementation factor-like. NCBI's taxonomy places the organism in Eukaryota, Metazoa, Mollusca, Bivalvia, Ostreida, Ostreidae. The transcript has 11 exons. Gene Ontology annotation, cellular component: nucleus. The coding region runs from base 405 to 2210 and encodes 601 amino acids. Gene Ontology annotation, molecular function: mRNA binding. The record is from RefSeq and is a predicted model, not a curated record.
GCUUUGUAAAAUAUUUUCAUUACAGAGCAAUAUCUUGUGAUCUAAUCAACUUAGUUUACUGAGGAAAUGAACAUACAAUAAAACCAUAAAAUCAAGGUAAUUUGUUGACAAAUUGGCAGGAUUGAAUCGAUGAAGCAUUCUGAAUAAUUCGUAUAUCCCUACAGCAAAUGUUUGGAGAUAUUUGUUUAAAAUUUCACAAACGGUGCAUAUUUCAAGGUGAAACUGAUAAGCGUUGAAAUAUGUUGACUUUGAUCGUCAAACACCCCGUCAAGUUUAACCACGUGGGUAAAUACUCCACCAAUGGGAAAAUGAUUCUAUUUGUUGACCUAUUGCACGUGGAUCAAUUUAACCGAAAUACGCAUGUGUAAUAACCUUGUAACCCGUGAACCGGCCGUCUGCUAAGAAUGACAGUCCCAGGCCAUACGUCGAAUAUGGAGGAAAAACAGCAAUCUGUUGCGGGUACCCCAAAUGAAGCAAAUUUGCUGAAAUUAAUGGAACGUACAGGUUAUCCAAUGGUGCAAGAAAAUGGACAGAGAAAAUAUGGUCCCCCACCUGACUGGAACAAGCAAGUACCUCCCCGUGGAUGCGAAAUUUUCGUGGGUAAAAUACCAAGAGAUUGCUAUGAAGAUGAACUUGUUCCUGUUUUUGAGCGUAUUGGAAAACUUUAUGAGCUUAGACUUAUGAUGGACUUUUCGGGGAGCAACAGAGGAUAUGCAUUUGUAAUGUAUACCACUAGAUCGGACGCACAAAAAGCUGUUAGGGAAUUGAACAACUUCGAAAUUCGCAAGGGACGGUUACUGGGUGUAUGCACCUCUGUCGAUAAUUGUCGUUUAUUUGUUGGUGGAAUCCCUAAAACAAAGAACCGAGAGGAAAUUUUACAAGAGAUGAAAAAAGUCACGGAAGGAGUUGUGGAUGUGAUUGUGUAUCCCAGUGCAGUGGACAAGAGCAAAAACCGUGGAUUUGCUUUCGUUGAGUACGAAAGUCAUCGGGCUGCGGCAAUGGCAAGAAGAAAAUUAAUUCCUGGAAGAAUUCAGUUGUGGUCCCAUCAAAUUGCAGUCGACUGGGCUGAACCCGAGCAAGAUGUCGACCCAGAGACAAUGUCCAAGGUGAAAAUAUUGUAUGUACGAAACCUGAUGUUAAGUACAACUGAAGACACCAUACAAAGAUUCAUGAAUUGCAAACUAGGCAAGGACAGUGCUGUGGAGCGAGUGAAGAAGAUCAAAGACUAUGCCUUUGUCCAUUUCAAAGAUCGAGAUGAUGCUCUUCAAGCCAUGGAACUGACCCACAAUGCAACUCUUGAUGGUGCCAGAGUCGAAGUUGUUUUGGCAAAACCUGUUGAUAAAAAUGAUUAUAGGAAUUAUACCAGAGGAAAAACUGCUUUACAACAGGAUGAUAUUGAAGAGGCUCUAGAAUCGCAAUUAAAACAGCUCUCAUUUGAGGCUUUUGGUGGAUACAACAUGUAUGGUGAUCAAACCAUGUUUAAUCAAGUUUUCCAACAUCCUGGCAGAGAAUUCCAAGGUAGGACAGCCAUAGGGAUUCGUGGUGCCCUGAGAGGUCGAGGUCGUGGAGCGGCUGGAUCUAGGGGGGCAGGGAAUCAGAGAGCUGGUUUCAUUCCUGGCGUUAUGGGCAGAGGCUUGAGGAGGUAUCCUUAUGAAGACCGUUUAUAUGAUUUGCUGCCUGGCAUGGAAUUGACACCUACUAACCCUAUAACACUCAAACCACAAACUGUCAAACCUCCAACACAGAUUUUGGAUGACUUUUGCCAAAAGAAUGGUCUUGGCUCUCCACUUUAUCAACUACAUUCUACUCUUAAUGGAGACAGUCAGCUAUUUUUGUAUAAGGUUACUGUUCCAGCAUAUCCAAAUCCAUUUCAACCCAACAAAUUAUGUCGCACUGUGGAGGAUGCAAAAUGUUUUGCAGCAGAAUUUGUGAUGUCUCAGAUGGGAAUUCCAAUGGAUGGUCCACCAGAGAUGCCAACAGGUCCUGUAGUGGCUUCUGCACCUAUUGCUCCUAACCCGUAUCAGGGGAGGCCUAUAGGACCUGCUUAUGCCUCUAUUCCAAGUGCAGUGUCUGCCCGCCCAGACCUGACUUUUGCUUCUACCAUGCCAGUGGUGACCACUGCACCACCUUCUUAUGUUAUGGCACCAGGAGAGCUCCCACCUCCCCCACCACCUCAAAUUGCUGGUUUUGACACAGGAUACAUAAAGUGAGAUUACACAUCCUCAUUGUUAGCGUGUGGCAGAUUUGCAUAAUAUAUUUUUACUUUUUCGAAUAAGGGUUUUUGAAAUGGAAGGAAAAUAAACAAAAUGAGAGAAGUCAGUAUGAUCAUGAUGCUGACAUUUAAUCUACAGUUUUGAUUGGAGAAAACAAAAGUAGUAUUUGACAAUUGGUCAGGUUGUAUGUUUACAUUUUACUGAAGGACUUUGGAGGAGAUAUUGUGACUUAUGGUAUUAUAUUUCAUGUUAUGUGUGUAUUAUUGCAUGCAAUUUUAAUGUUAAUUGUUGGAAUCAUUUUAACUUUUAACAGUGUUCUAUUGAACACAACAACUUGUUCAUUUAGGAUUUUAUUCUCUCUUUUGAGAAGCAUUUUUUUUUAUUGUUUUUACAUAGGUGAAAUUCAAACAGAUAUAUUUAAUAAAAAUCAGUGAAAAAUUGAUAUUGUACCACAA